Xiphophorus couchianus (Monterrey platyfish) is the source of this 4893-nucleotide messenger RNA. RefSeq names its product shisa like 1b (gene shisal1b). NCBI's taxonomy places the organism in Eukaryota, Metazoa, Chordata, Actinopteri, Cyprinodontiformes, Poeciliidae. The record is from RefSeq and is a predicted model, not a curated record. The coding region runs from base 758 to 1345 and encodes 195 amino acids. The transcript has 5 exons.
ACUGAGCAGGAAUAUGAUUGCAUGAGAGAGGGGAAUUAUUAUUAAAAAACGAGAAGACCACCAAUCUAAGACCGCCUUCACGCCGUGAGGAAAGUUGAGGAGAGAGCGAACAGGAAGUCUUCUUUCCCUCAGGAGGAAGCCAAGUCUGGUUGCUGCAAAAGCAGCCGACCCCGUGGCUUCUGUCGGGAAGGAAUGCGCGCGCCGGAGACAGACAGACGGAGAGCGUACUGUACAGAGGAUCACCCUCCACUCUCUCACACCCUCUCACUCACCCAUUGAGUAUCAUUUCCUCCUCCCUCUCUCUCUCGUUCUCUCUCUCGUACACACACAACACACGCACACACACUUUCAGUUGCUGCGCUCUGACGGAUGGGAAAACACUGCCAAGGAGGAGUAAGGGGUGAGAAGAGUGUGUUUCUUCUCCUCUUCUCCACUCUGGUGUGUUUUCUGGCGUUCUCUUAUGAGCUCUUAAUUUCAGCCCCACACCCGAGGAUGAGGAGGAUCUAUUUGUGAGGAAGACACAGCAAAAGAAGAGGAAACAAGAAGCAACAGGGUGGCCAAUUCUGCGAGUGGCUGAGGAUCUUUUUUUUUCUCUCUCUCCAGGAUCGAGCAAGGAGUCCUGUCUCCCAGCAGCAGCCAUGUGAGAGGAGCUGUCAGCAUGCAGAGGAUGCCCACAUCCAGCUAAAACAGAGUGGUCCUCCCCCUUCCCCAUCCUCCCCACCUGCUCCGAUCCUCCUUCCCACAUGAGGACAAGAAGAUGACUAUCACCAGCCGGCAGUCCUUUAAUGUCCUGACGGUCAUCUUCCUCCUGCUGUCCACUGCAGCUCUCUCGGCUCAUUACCGGGUGUGCGAACCCUACUUCGACCAUAAAGGGCGGUACCACUUUGGAUUCCACUGCCCGCGCCUCUCAGACAACAAGACCUACAUGUUCUGCUGUCACCACAACAACACGGCCUUCAAGUACUGCUGCAACGACACAGAGUUUCAGAUGGUCAUGCAGGUCAACCUCACCACCACCUCAGACGGUUACGCACACAAUAAUUACACAGCCCUGGUCGGCGUGUGGAUCUACGGCUUCUUCGUCAUGGUGCUGCUGGCCCUGGACUUCCUCUACUACUCAGCCAUAAACUACGAGCUGUGCCGGAUCUACCUGGAGAAGUGGGGUCUGGGCGGCCGCUGGCUGAAGAAGGCCCGGAACCAGUGGCACCGGUCCAUGCCCGAGGAGAGCGAGGUCCAGGCCCAAGCCCAGCCCAUGGUCCCCAGCAGCCACUACCAACCCAGACACAGCCUCAGAGGAGAGAGCCACAGCCCGACGCUCCUGCCCUACAACACGUCCACCGCAUGAAUAAUGCUGCGUGCUGAGUGGACAAACUGAAGAGUAGCAACACCUGGUUUCCUUAUACAGAACAGAGGAGAUGUCCCAGAACCCCUUCUGCAGUGUGGACUGCAGACACGUCACCACCUUCGGCCUGGCCAUACUGUAGUAGUUUGUAGUGACUACUGCCAAUACGUAAUGAGCACAAACACCCGAGGACGGACAGAAGCAGGUUUUUGUUUUUUUUUAAAUCUUUUUUUUAGGAAGAGAUGAUCAAAGAGGACUCUUUCAGCUGCAGCCCCAGCAGAGGAGAGACGGGUUCAUUUUACUGCUCAGAGGGAUUUUCGUGAUCCUUUAAAAGCAGCCGGCGCGGCCCGGAGCGACGAACUGGAAACCCGAAACCCCGCGGGCCUACAGACACAGCUCCUCUUUCUACAGUAGAUAUAAGAUGUUUAUCACGCCGCUGUGUCACUUUGUGUUCAGUAGCAGUUAGACACAGUCGUGGAUUAUCUAUUUGGUGAAUUAUUUAUGUGAACUAGUAGAAGAAUUUCUAUGAGUGGCUAACUUUCUGAACAUACAACAGCUUAGGUUGAUGCUGAGCAUCUCACUUAGAAUGUUUUUUUUGUUGUUUUUUUUUUGUUAAAACCAGACAAACGUGUUCUCAGUGAUGCUAAAAAAACAAAAAAAAAACAUAAGAAAAUGUUUUAACUCCUCCUUGACAAAGACACAGCAUCACAGUUUAUCCUCUGGUGGUUUCAUGAUCCUGACAUGAAGUCCUCCAAAGGUUCUGUCUCUUCACCCAGAACAUUAUUGAAGAUCAGGGACGGCUUCGCAGCAGCAGCAGGAAGCUUUAUGCCAAGUUAAACACAUCCACAAUCCUUGGUGACAAGCCUUCAGACCAACAACAAAGCCAGGCCGAUACUUUUAAGGUUAGUUUGUAAUAUUACGACUCGUCUGAAGCUGUACAAGCGGCAGCUUCGUUAGCAAUAUGAUGCAAUCGAUUAACCGUAAGCUCCUUUAUAAGGAGCAACUCUGUAUCCUGUACUGGUCAUUGAUAAUUGUAAGAAAUUAGCCAUGACUUAAAGAAAAAAAAAAAAGAAAAGAAAACCAUCCGGGCCCCGUCAACACUGGCAGCAAUAAUGUACAGCAGCCUAAUCAGAAAGAUGAACUGGUGCCAUGAAUCCAGCAGGUUCUGACUGGGGAAAACCCCUGACCGCAGACCGCGUGUGCUUAGAGGAGAAGGAAGAGAAAAGAACAUGUUUGUAUUUCAGAGUAAAAGGACUCGUAAGAAGGUCUCCAAAGAUUUAUGUGUCAGCUUGGUAGGAGCUAAAUUAUUACCGCUUUGUGGAAGAAAGCUGUACAGGAGAGUUGCGUCCAGUCAGAGCUUUCAGACUUAAAGUUAUUUACUGGAGAAUAUAAGUCAAAAUGCCCUCCAUUAUUUCCAAGUCUCUUUUUGUUGGUUUUACAAAACAAAAGCCUAAAACCACAAUACAGUGCCUUGUAAAAGUGUUCAAACCAUGUUGACAUUUUGAAAGUUUUUUUACAUCACAACCACACCCUCCGAUGUAUAUUUUUGGGGAUUUUAUGUUGUAGAAGAACCCUAAAGUUGUGACCCGGACAAAAGAUAUUUUGCCCAUGCUUUGAAAAAUAGCUCAAGGCCGAACUUGUGGAUGCCGCCGCCAUGUUUCUCUGUAGCGGAUGGUACAUUCAGAGUGAUCUACUGGGUUUUCCUCCAAGCAUAGUGUUUUACAUGUAGCCAAAAAAUUGAUCUUGGUCUCAUCUGAUCGGAGAACCUUGUCGCUCAUGUAUGCAUAACCCCCUAAACACAAAAUACGGCAAACAAAAAAUAGGAAUUCCUAUAGCUUUCUUUCAAUAAUAAUCUGUCUUCAUGCCACAUAAAGAGCAGCGUCUCCCACCUGAGGCCUUCGUCAAACUUCUGGAUUUACACUGAGCUUAAGCCGAAAGGCAGCUGGUUGCCCUGGAUUUUAUUUUAAAUUCUCAGAAAAUACGUCAAGGUUCGUGGUUGUGACGUGGCAAAGUGUGAGAAAAACCUCGAGGGGUGUGAAUGCCUUUGCACAGCACUGUAAAUGUAUUGAUUUAUUUUGGAUUGACGAGUGAUUAUAAACUAGUUAAAUAUAACAACCUACUAUUGCGAUUUCACAGUGAUUUUAGUACCUGUUACUCCACCGCCUGUUUUGCCCCGUUAAUGAAUGGACUGCUUUGCUCGAGUUUUAUCUUAAACUAGCAGACACGUCUUCAGCUGUUUUGUCCUUUUGUUGAUUUAUUCACCCAGUCGUGUCCCAUUUAGACACACUUAACGAUCUGCCACAGUGGACAAAGUCAUAAAAACUAAGUAUUCACAUUUAAAUGGCUUAAAGGGACAUUGGAGUCACUUUCGCCUAGAAUAUUAAUUACAGAAACACCAAAGUGAUUCCUAAUUGACUGACUAAAAGAUAUAAAGACGAUAUUCAGCUCUACUAUCAUCUGAAGGUUAAUACUUCGGGCCGACUCUGAAUCAGCUGCUGAAUCCACAAAAGAAAAAAAAUCCUCUUUUGGUGGAAAAGUCAUACAAAGCAUCUUGUGGUCAUUAGACCACUGACUCCAAACAAUUUGGUGGAGCAAAAACAAACCAGAUGGAGGAUUUGAUUCUUUAAUCUCAGCGCUCCAUGAAGUCGGCCAGCGUCAUCCGUUACCCGUUAUCUCCAGUGAUAUUCAAAUUUGCUGAACCGCUAGAGCAACUUAAUUCCCACUUUCAGUAGCUGAAGUUUAAUUGCGCGCUUGCCCCAGAAGACUUGUGCCAUCAACUUCUAGGGGGCAGAGAAGAGGCGGGAUGUGUCCAAGCGAAAUAAUUGGCCCACAGCUCAGUUCUGGCUUUAAAUUACUCUCGCUCGCUCAGAGUGUGAUGAACAGCAGCAGCAAACAGGAAGGUGAGAGCUUUAACAGGGUGCGGCAGGAGAAUAGUCCCCAAAUCUGGAUCAAUUUAGAAUUACAUUCAUGUAUUUUUUAGCGCUGUAUGAAUUUUUUUUUUCUUUUUACAUAUCACUGGUUAUAAAAUGCAUUAGUCUUACCCAGGAAAUUUAAAUCGAAAAGUAGUAGCAGGAUCUUGGAUGGAGUUCAUCAUCCAGAGACGUUUUUAGGAAUCCUAACUUGUUUUCAAUGUUCCAACCUGGUUUCCUGUGAUGUUUUCUGUUUCGUCCUUAUUCUGGCCUGACGUGAUGUGGUACUGUUAAUCGUAUCAGCUCAAGCCUUUCUCCUGUACUGAAAGAAAAAAAUAAAUAAACAGAUGUGGGGUGGGGGGGCAAAGGAAGCACACAGCUGUUUCCGUCUCUCCAGGUUGUCAUGGUAACAGUUGCCUUACAGUUAAAUCCCCCACCUGUACACAGAAGCUUUGUAGUGGUCGAUACCUCACUUUUCUCUGGGUGUGGUGAUGAAGGCGAUGGCGUGCACCGCGUUCUGUCUAUGUACCUCCUACUAGAUAGAGCGUAACUUUUUCAGUGAGAUUGUAAUUGCACUCGUUGACUUUGUAUUGUCACAAAAGGGAGAAAUAAUAAAGUUUUAUCUUUUCCAGUGUGUUUAAA